This is a messenger RNA of Tinamus guttatus (white-throated tinamou), 2781 nucleotides long. The record is from RefSeq and is a predicted model, not a curated record. NCBI's taxonomy places the organism in Eukaryota, Metazoa, Chordata, Aves, Tinamiformes, Tinamidae.
AUGGCAACAGACACCGUGGAUGGGCAGAGCGGACAGCAGGAGGUCAUCCUAACCCCACUUGCACAAAAAAUGAACGAGAAGAUUAGCAAGCAGGAGAUGAAACUGAGUUUUCUACAGAAGAAGGUUGACAACAUUGCUGCUGCCAUGAGUGAUGUGAGCAAGAUGAUUUCCUCUCUGGAAGGCAAAAUCAAUGAAGAUAAGGGCAGAGACCUCCAGCCUUUUCUAAAAGGACUCAAAUCAAGAAUGAUUAAUGAAUUAGUCAAAGAUAUCGUCAAAGAACAGCUUAAAGUGUUUCAAAAUGAAAUGCAAGAGAACAUGGCUCAAAUGUUCAAGACUGUGUCUAGUUUAUCAGAAGAUCUUGAAAGGACAAAAGUAAUAGUCAAGCAUUUGAAUGGUACCCAAGAAAAACUUGCUCAGCAGAUAGACAGUGGGCUGACAAAGCUUGAUGUUCUGGAGCUCAAGAGCCAUAUAGUGCAGAUGAAAGAGGAGAUGACCCUCACUUGCGACAAGCCUAUGAAAGCCCUACAGGUAAAGCAAAAAUCCUUGGAAGAUAACCUGGAGCAUCAGCAGUCAAGAAGCAUCAUUUACUACGAAUCUCUAAAUAAGACCCUUACCGAAAUGAAAGAUGUGCACGAACAACUGCUAACAGCUGAACAUUCCUCCAGCCGAAAGAUCCCUUCAGCAGAUCAAGUCGCAGAGUACAAUGUUACAGAGUACAUGUUCGUGCUGCAUGAGAAAGUGAAGAAACAGGGCCUGAUGAUGCUGCAGAUCUAUGAUGACUUAAGAGUCCAGGAUAGCAAGAUCAGCAAUCUCAGUCUCACACUGGAAUUUCAGAGAGACUCUGUUCAGGGAGUCUGUGAUGACGUGCUGUCAGCAUGCAGAAAGGAUUUCCAAACACAACUGGCAGCAACCCAGCAGAAUGUUCUUGUCUUAAACAGAAGCCUCUCUGACCUGAUCCUUCCAUUGGACAAUAAGAUGGACAAAAUGAAUGAGCAGAUUAACGAUUUGUGCUAUGACAUGGAAAUCCUGCAACCCUUGAUUGAACAAGGGGCACCGUUCAGUCUGACUUCAGAAUAUGAGCAGCAAAUUGAAGCUGAAGCAAUUAACAGGAAGCUUGAAAACCUGACAAUUGUCAUGAACCAAAUGAGUUCAGCAAUUAGGGAACUUUCUGAAACUCAGGAAGGACUUAAAAAUGAAUCUCGGGCUUACCAGGAACUCUUUGAGAGCCGUAUUAAUGAGUGCUUCAUGGACCUAGAAGAUGGUUUAAAUAAGACCAUGGUAGUUAUAAACAGCGCCGUUGACUCUAUUCAAGAUAACUAUGUACUGAAAGGUACACUAAGUGCUCUGAAAAAUGAAACUGAGGUCUGCUGUGGCAAAGUUGAGAAGCUGGACACCCUUCUGGCUUUUGUUCCCCAGUUCCAACAGUUGAAUGAAUCCCUCUGGAUACUGCUCCCAGACAAGAACAAGCAUGAAUUCAUUUCAGAAGUGGCUCAGUCCCUUUCUAGUCUUCCAUAUGAUGUAUCUAAUAAAAGUAUCCUCAACAAUUUCAGACAAGUUUACUAUAUUUUGAAUAAGACUUCAUCAAAAGUAGACAAUCAACAACAAGAUAUCAACCACUUGGAGGAAAAACUAACUGACUUUGUGGAGGGAGCAAAGGACCAUGAAGUACGCCUGCAGAGUGUGGAGUCAAAAAUUUCCAAGUUUUUGGCAAAUAACUGUCUAUCUCUGAAAAGAAACAAAGCUGCUUUGCCAGAGAAAGAGCAAAUGGUCUCACUUCAGCUUCAGGCACUGAGUUCUAGGGUGAAGGCACUGGAAGCCAAGUCGAUCCGCUUUUCAAAUAGCUUGCCCCUUGUGAACAAGACUGCUCACGAGGCCUGGGGGCUCUGUCAGGAUGCCGCCAGCAGCAUCCAAGAAGUGAACACAAGUAUUCCUGUGCUGAUUAAACUUGCUCAGCCAGAUAUCCCACUGCUGCAGAGAGGCUUUAAAGAGCUCGUUGAAUCUGUGCUUGACAUAAAAGCAGAGACCAUCCUGAGGAACUUAACCCAGCACAUCAACAUAACGCUGGAAAGUGUAAUGAACAACAUGACCAAACUUCAGAAACUAGUGAAACCAGUAGUAAAGAAACCACUGCCAGGGAAAAAAGGCACAGCAAAUUUCACUGUGAGCCUGGCAGGCCGGAGCCAGAGAAACACAGAUAACUCUCUGGAUUCAGGACAGUAUUCAGCCUGCGUCAGUUCUCCCUGCCAGAAUGGAGGAACCUGUAUCAGUGACAGACAGAGUUUUAUCUGUGCUUGUCGUCACCCCUUUGGAGGAGUCAAUUGCAGCAUGAAGUUGGUGGAUGACAAUUCUCUCAAUGUGGAUUUUUCAAAAGGAUCAUACAGAUAUGCACCAAUGGUGGCUUUUUUUGCCUCUCAUACCUAUGGGAUGACAACACCAGGGCCCAUUAGGUUUAACAAUCUGGAUGUCAACUACGGAGCAUCGUAUGCCCCAGCAACGGGGAAGUUUCAUGUUCCGUAUCUUGGGGUCUAUGUUUUUGAAUAUACCAUUGAAUCAUUUAGUCCACGAGCCUCUGGCUAUCUGGUCGUUGAUGGAAUAGACAAACUCACUUUUCAGGUUGAAAAUAUUAAUAGUAACAAGUACACUGACAGGGUAAUUACUGGAAAUGCGUUAUUAGAGUUGAAUUAUGGUCAGGAAGUCUGGCUUAGACUGGCAACUGGCUCUAUCCCUGCCAAGUAUCCACCAGUCACUACUUUUAGUGGCUACUUGUUGUAUCGUACCUAA